Messenger RNA from Lodderomyces orthopsilosis Co 90-125, 1608 nucleotides. RefSeq names its product Pga17p (gene PGA17). Lineage: Eukaryota; Fungi; Ascomycota; Pichiomycetes; Serinales; Debaryomycetaceae. The coding region runs from base 1 to 1608 and encodes 535 amino acids. The transcript has a single exon. The record is from RefSeq and is a predicted model, not a curated record.
AUGAAGUUUUCAACUAUUUUGGCGUCGACCUUGUCGCUUGUUUCUUUUGUGACAGCACAACCCGUUGCACCAGUCUCCGGACAAUUGACUGUGAAGCUUGAAACUAGAGAAAUGGGAGAUAGUAUCAUUCAAGCUUAUCAAUUGGAACAAAGAGACCUCUCUGAUAUUGUCAGUGGUCUUCUUUCAAACAUUAACUUCACUGCUAUCAUCGAUGACAUUGAUUUUGACGGAAUUGCUGAAUGGAUUAAUGGUUUGUUAACUGAAAACAACAACAUUCAAUAUUUGGAGAACAUUUUGAAUUUCCUUGGUCGUACAAACUUGGUUCCUAUCCUUAUUGGUUUUGUCGUCUCAAACAAUGAGACUAGACACCUUGCUUACGAAGCUGUGGUUAGUGUCGUCAAUAGUGGUGUUGAUCCAGAACCUUUGUUUGUUGCUUUGAAAGAUUCCGGUUUGUUGUAUACAAUCAUUGCCGACUUAGUUGAAAAUGAAAACACCUUGCCACUUGUUUUCAGAGUUAUUGAACAAACACUUAGUGGAAUUGACUUUGGUGCCCUCAUCAGCCAAUUCUUAGUAGGUGGAAGUGCAACAGUCACAUUACAGACCAACUCAAAUGGAGGUAGCAACACUGGCGGAGCAGCCGAACCUACUUUGGUUGUUUCCAACCCGCUUGGUGGUAGUGGUGAUUCAGGUAGUACUGCAGCUGCAAACACCCAAGGCUCUGGGGGGGACAACCAAGCUUCUAGCUACAGUUCUGUCGAUGUUAAUUCGAUUAACCAAUUGAUUUCCCAAGCAGCUGGUGAAAACACCAAUACCGCCACCAGUGUCACCAGAACAACUAACCAGGGUCAAUCACAAGCCACAUCAUACGACUUGGCCACAUUGACUGGGCCAGCAUUUCAAUCUGUUCCAACUUCUCAAAUCGGACAAGGUCAAACUUCUGUCAACUAUGCUUCACUCACUGCAGUUGCUUCUGCCCUCGGUGGUUCUGCUAAAAAGAGAGAUACUUUUGAUGAAGUCUUAGAAAUCAUUGCACAAAAGAGAGCUGAAGAAUAUGAUGAAGCUGUUUUGGCUAGUGAAUUGGCAAAGAGAAAUGGUGUUGAAGAUUUGUUAACCACUAUUUUCACAGCUAUUGCCCAAUCCAACUUGAUCAAUGAAACUAUCAACUACUUGCUCACGGAUAGUCAAUUUGAAGGAUCUGUUGUAUUGAUUAUCAGAGAUGUCUUGGCCAGUCUUACACCAGCUACAUUUGACUUUGACACUCUGAGUCCAUUGAUCGCUGCCAUUCAAAACUCUGGAUUGAUCCCAGACCUUAUCUCUAGAGCACUUAACGAUGAUGACUUGAAAGCUGCUCUUCUCAGAGAUGUUCGUCAAGUAAUCAGUCAGAUCGGUUCAUAUUUGGGAAUUUCCAAGAGAGAAGUUUAUGAAAGACUUUAUGCUAGAGACGAGGAGGUUACCUCAAGCUUUAUCAGUAUUGUUUCACAAUCUACUAUCAAUUCUAACGCUUCAACAGUUGCUACUAUUGAUGCCGCAAAUGCUGGGUCUUCCGCAUCAUUGAAUUUGGUCAGUGUUGCUCUUGCUGCAAUUGGUUUGUCAGCGUUUGUUUUGUAA